Molecule: messenger RNA, 2118 nt
Organism: Sycon ciliatum
Lineage: Eukaryota; Metazoa; Porifera; Calcarea; Leucosolenida; Sycettidae
Exons: 16
Coding region: 89-1843 (584 amino acids)
Source: RefSeq, a predicted model, not a curated record
AUCGUACUCUUUUAGAACUGUACUAUUUUCGCACAGGAGGUGAGAACUUUGCUGAGAUUCCUACUUUGGCGUCAAAGACAGCCCGAUAAUGGCGAUCUUGCUUGGCAAGGUUGCUUUCAUCUUACUGCUCGGUGGGGUAGCACUGGCAAGAGCUGAGCCUGUGGCCGAUAUCGCCGAGCUAGUAGCUGAUGAGCAAGCCGCCGAAGAUGAAGCCGUGAUGGACAGUCGCUUCUUGGACUCUGAUUUUGACUACGCCGUCGACAAUAAUGGCGAUGAGUUUGCUGACGAAUACAACGCUCAAAUUCUUUUGGCUGGUCGCCGCGGAGCAGCGCCAGGCUUCUGGAACUCCGUCAAGAACGCGGCAGCCAAGGCGGGAAAGUUCGCGGCAAAGACCCUGGCAACAGCCGCACUGAAAACCCUGGAAGCACAUACAGCAACACGCGAUGCAGACUCUGCUAUGGAAAUGAUGAGCGCCGUGGCUGAGAAGGAAUUCCAGGAGAUGGGAAAACGCUUGGCGGAACAGGCUGUAGCAGCAGCAGAGCGCUCCGCAGAAGCAUACGGGAAUCCGUCUUUCUGGGGAACGAUCAAGUCCGGAGCCCGCAAGGUCUGGAGCCACGUAAAACCCAUCGCCAAGGAGAUUGGACACAAUGUUGUGCAAAUUGUCUCCAAGAAGCUGACAAGCUUGGCUAACAGUAAGCGCACUGCAGAGGACAUGCAGGAGCUUGCCAGAUUCACUGCCCAGGUAGCCAAGCGAGCAUCACGUGAUCUCGCCCACGCCACUGCUCUGGCCAUCCAAGCAGAAACGAACAGCCGUGAACCACAAUUCGUUCAUGGCAACAUGCGCUCAGCACGUGCUGCCUGGGACGCACUGAAUACUGCCAGUGUCAACAUGGCCAAGACACUGGUUAGCAAUGCCGAUGUGUUCCAACAGGCGUCCAAGAGAGAACUGUCCUAUCGUGAUUAUCGGGUGAUGUCGUGUAACUAUCCCGGAAAAUGUCACUACGCGUCGGCGACCUCCUACCCACGUGCAGCCACUGCUAACGACGCUGCGUUCGAUAGGGUUGCUAAUGAUGUUGCGAGUGCAUUGACAGCAGAUACUGUGAGAGCAGUUGAGGAGAUGAAACGCGCACCAGCCGCCUUCUUUCACGUGCCCAUUUUCCCUCCACCCACUUUCCGCACCAUUGGCAUAGCCAGAGGCGCAUCCAUGCGCGAUCCAGACCCAGCACCAUUCCUCCUUGGCUCCCUCAUUGGAAUGGUCGGCAAAGGCAUCGUUGGCGCUAUCAGCCAUGCCAUCCAUCGCAAACGUGAAGCUAGCACGAUUGGGGACAUCGCUAUGGAGGAAUUCGACAGGGACUCGGAUGUUGAAGAAAUAGCAGAUGCCAUGCUCACGAACAACCAGGGCGCUUUGUCCCGCCGUGACGCAGACCCCGGAUUUCUGGACGUAAUGAAGAAGAUUGGUACUGGCGUUUUCCACGUGGGAAAGUCCCUACUGGGCUUCCGCAGAUCAGAGGGCAUUGACCUACGUGAGACCAACCCGUUCCUGUUUGGAAUAUUGGGAAAAUUGGUGAAAAAUGUUGUUCAACAUAUCUCCUCACGUGACGCUCUUCAGACACGUGACACCGACCCCUUUUUCGGAGGCAUUUUUACGAAAGCACUUAAAGCGGCUGGCAAGCAUCUUCUUGGUGCUGCCGUCCAACAUCUCUCCUCACGCAGGGCGAUGCAGAACAGGAACGCGAAGAAAGCUAAGCACAUCAUGAUUGCAGGCCUCCAUCACCACAAGCCACAUUUCUACAAGCAUCACAGACCGUCAGCCACCGUCCACGUUCGUGUUGAAGGCAAGUAAAGGAGCGUCACCGCUAGUCGCCACUCCUCAAAAUGACUUCACAAAUCUAUGGCUGCAUAGCUUGGAUUUUUCUGUGAAGCGAUAAGCCUGGACAUCAUCCGUAGGCUUAUUACGAGCGUUACACAUUUAUCAUCUUUUGCCCUUCUUAACACUGUCCGUUUGGCUACAUCUCUGCAUGUGCAUUUCUCUGUCAUCACUGUUUCAGUUCCUUUUUUCUCUACUUUUCACCAUUUCCCGGACACAUACCUCUAGAACUAUACACAGUUUGAACUGGA